Carcharodon carcharias (great white shark) is the source of this 836-nucleotide messenger RNA. It is a transcript of the gene marchf1, whose product is annotated as membrane-associated ring finger (C3HC4) 1. The record is from RefSeq and is a predicted model, not a curated record. Gene Ontology annotation, cellular component: late endosome membrane; lysosome; cytoplasm. Bases 1 to 816 code for a protein of 271 amino acids. Gene Ontology annotation, molecular function: zinc ion binding; ubiquitin protein ligase activity; MHC protein binding. The transcript has 6 exons. Gene Ontology annotation, biological process: immune response; protein polyubiquitination; antigen processing and presentation of peptide antigen via MHC class II. NCBI's taxonomy places the organism in Eukaryota, Metazoa, Chordata, Chondrichthyes, Lamniformes, Lamnidae.
AUGAUCUUUGGAAGCAAAGAAUUUCAUGACAAUUACUUAGAGAUGAAGAUGAAUGACAAGUCUCCAGGACGUUCAACAAGUCGAUCGAGUAAUAUAUCAAAGGCAAGUAGUCCAACAGGAACAGGCCCCAGGAGUCAGUCACGUACAUCUGUUAGCCCUUCUACUCAGGACAUUUGCAGGAUCUGCCACUGUGAAGGGGAUGAUGAUAGUCCACUCAUCACACCUUGCCGUUGCACAGGGACCUUACGUUUCGUACACCAGGCCUGUCUGCACCAAUGGAUCAAGAGCUCUGACACACGCUGCUGUGAACUCUGUAAAUACGACUUCAUAAUGGAGACAAAACUCAAACCGCUGCGUAAGUGGGAAAAGCUACAAAUGUCAACAAGUGAAAGGAGGAAGAUUGUCUGCUCUGUCACCUUCCAUAUUGUGGCAAUCACAUGUGUUGUGUGGUCUUUGUAUGUCCUGAUAGACCGAACAGCAGAGGAGAUCAAGCAGGGUAAUGACAAUGGUGUUCUAGAAUGGCCUUUUUGGACAAAAUUGGUGGUUGUAGCCAUUGGAUUUACGGGAGGCCUCGUCUUCAUGUAUGUACAGUGUAAAGUCUACUUUCAGCUGUGGAGAAGGCUAAAAGCAUAUAAUAGAGUCAUCUUUGUACAGAACUGCCCAGACAUUGAAAAGAAGAUUGAUGACAAGAGCACCUCAAAUAGUCAAAACUCUGGAAAUAGAGAGAGUGUAACUGUGCCAGUGUCACAGACAGAAACAACCUUACAGAGGGCACCAGAGGUGCAGGUUGGCAUCCCUGAAGUUGCACCAGUGUGAUGUGUGCUUCUGAUGUUCAU